GUCACUUUAGUACAGUAAUGAUGUAAAAGCAACGUUUAGUUUACCCUCGCGUACGUAACACACGCAGUGAUCAGAGAUUAUCACAAAACAUGUGCCGACAUCAACUCUAGCUUUAAAUCUUCAGGGCGCGAAGUCGCUGGAAACGCUGAUUCCGGGUCGGAUAGGAUGGAAAAAGGCAAUGAUGUCAAGACGAACCCGGCAGCGUCGGCGAAUAUCCUGUCCAAGAUAUUUUUCUGGUGGCUGAAUCCUCUCUUCCGUAUUGGAUACAAGCGCAGGCUGGAGGAGGAUGAUAUGUACCCGGUGUUGGUGGAGGACAGCUCGGAGACAUUGGGCCAGGAGCUGCAGAGAUACUGGGAUCAUGAAGUCCAGGAGGCCACCAAACAAUUACGGAAGCCACAACUCAGUCAAGUCAUCAUUAGGUGUUACUGGAAGCCAUACGCAGUGCUGGGAAUCUUCACCCUAAUUGAGGAGGUGAUAAAAGUGAUCCAACCGGUCAUCCUCGGGAAGAUGAUCCACUACUUUGAGGAUUAUGACCCAAACGAUCAAACAGCCCUUAACAAUUCCCUCGGCUACGCAGCCGGGUUGUCGAUCUGCACCAUCGGCCUGGCGUUGCUGCACCACCUAUAUUUCUUCCACGUCCAGCGAGUGGGAAUGAAGAUCAGAGUGGCCAUGUGUCACAUGAUCUAUAAAAAAGCUUUGUGCCUCAGUAGUUCCGCCAUGGGAAAGACCACCACAGGCCAGAUUGUGAAUCUGCUCUCAAAUGACGUCAAUAAGUUUGAUGAGGUGACAAUCUUCUUACACUUCCUGUGGGUGGGGCCCCUGCAGGCAGCAGCGGUGGUGGGGCUUCUUUGGCAGGAGAUCGGGCCGUCGUGCCUGGCAGGCAUGGUGGUCCUCAUGUUCCUGAUGCCUAUGCAGACCUUGUUUGGCAGGCUCUUUUCCAAAUUCAGGAGUAAAACGGCCAUUCUAACUGACAGCAGGAUCCGAACAAUGAACGAGGUGGUGUCUGGGAUAAGGAUAAUAAAGAUGUAUGCCUGGGAGAAACCCUUUGCUGCUCUGGUGUCGGAUGUCAGAAGGAAGGAGAUCUCCCAGAUCAUGAUGAGCUCGUACUUGCGUGGCCUCAACAUGGCCUCCUUCUUCUGUGCCAGCAAGAUAAUUGUCUUCAUCACCUUCACCCUCUAUGUCCUGCUGGGGAACAAAAUCACAGCCAGUCGUGUCUUUGUGACCGUGUCCCUGUACACAGCAGUGCGUCUCACCGUCUCACUCUUCUUUCCCAAUGCCAUUGAGAAGCUCUUUGAGGGCCGUGUGAGCAUCCGCAGGAUCCAGGAGUUCUUGUUGCUGGAUGAGAUGACAAAGAUUAGCACUACUUUACCCAUGGCCGAGAAGAAAGAUUGCGCCAUUGAGAUCCAAGACCUGACAUGCUACUGGGAGAAGAGUCUGGAUGCUCCAUGUCUGCAAAAUGUCUCACUCACACUGACUGAAAAUCAGCUGUUGGCAGUCAUUGGACCAGUGGGAGCAGGAAAGUCCUCUCUACUGAGCUCGAUCCUGGGAGAGCUUCCUCCUGAAAAGGGGGCGAUGAAGGUCAAAGGUCAGCUGACCUACGCUGCCCAGCAGCCCUGGGUGUUUCCCGGAACCAUCCGCAGCAAUAUCCUAUUUGGGAAGGAGAUGGACCCGCUCAUGUACGAGCGAGUCAUCAGGGCUUGUGCCCUAAAGCGGGAUCUCGAGUUGCUCCCAGAUGGUGACCUAACACUCAUUGGGGAUCGAGGCGCCACACUCAGUGGGGGGCAGAAGGCUCGUGUCAACCUGGCCAGGGCCGUGUAUCAGGAUGCUGAUAUUUACCUCCUGGAUGAUCCUCUAAGUGCUGUGGAUGCUGAAGUUGGAAGGCACCUCUUUGAACAGUGCAUCUGUGGACUGCUGAAGCGUAAACCUCGCAUCCUGGUUACCCACCAACUACAGUACCUGAAGGCAGCAAACCAGAUAGUGGUCCUCAAGGAGGGUCACAUGGUGGCCCAGGGGACAUAUGCGGAGCUACAGCAGUCCGGGGUGGAUUUCACCUCACUGCUGAAGAAGGACGAAGAAGAGGAGGCGCAGCAUUCUCCCAAAGACCUGUCAUCCCGCAAACGGACUUUGUCCCAGAACUCGGUGUGGUCUCAGACCUCCUCCGUGCACUCACUCCAGGAUGGAGAACAUUUGGCGCCUGAGCCGGUCCAGACACUUGUAGAGGAGAGUCGUGCAGAGGGAUCCAUUGGAAUGAAACUGUACAUGAAGUACUUGCGAGCCGGUGCCAGCAUUUUCAUUCUGCUUGUUCUGUUGCUCCUGAACAUUCUAGCUCAGGUGGCAUACAUUGUGCAGGACUGGUGGCUGGCUUACUGGGCUGAUGAACAAGUCAAACUGGAAACCACUGGCCAGAAUGCCACUGGGCAAAAUGUCACUGACAAACUGGAGGCAAAAGAACUGGAUCUUAACUUCUACCUGGGCAUUUACGGAGGAUUGACAGCAGCCACUGUCAUUUUUGGCUUUACGAGGACUUUGCUCAUGUUCAACGUGCUGGUGAGAUGUACACAGGCACUGCACAACAGCAUGUUCACAGCCAUCAUCCGCACCCAUGUGCGCUUCUUUGACGUCAACCCCAUUGGCAGAGUUUUAAACCGGUUUUCCAAGGACAUUGGCCAGCUGGAUUCCAGCAUGCCUUGGACCAUUGUGGACUUCAUUCAGGUCUUUCUACAAAUCCUUGGUGUGAUUGCCGUGGCGGCGGGCGUGAUCCCCUGGAUCCUCGUCCCUGUGUUUCCACUCCUCAUCGUCUUCCUCUUCCUGCGCCGCUACUUCCUUCAGACUUCCAGAGACAUCAAACGACUCGAGUCCACGACUCGGAGUCCAGUUUUCUCGCACCUGUCUUCCUCUCUCCAGGGCCUGUGGACGAUCCGAGCUUUUGGGGCGGAGGGUCGCUUCCAAAAGGCCUUCGAUGCACAUCAAGAUCUGCACUCAGCCGCCUGGUUCCUGUUCCUGACCACGUCUCGCUGGUUUGCCGUACGCCUUGACGGCAUGUGUUCCAUCUUUGUGACAAUCACCACAUUUGGAUGCCUCCUGCUCCGAGACCAGCUGGAUGCCGGCUCUGUGGGUUUGGCGUUGAGCUAUGCGAUCACUCUGAUGGGCAUGUUCCAGUGGGGGGUCCGACAGAGUGCUGAGGUGGAGAACAUGAUGACGUCAGUGGAGAGGGUGGUGGAGUACACUCAACUGGAAAGUGAAGCCCCUUGGUAUACCCAAAAGCGUCCUCCCCCCGAGUGGCCCAGAAAAGGACUCGUGACCUUUGACGGAGUCAGCUUCUCCUACAGCAGUAAUGGUCCCAAAGUUCUGCAUAACUUAAAAGUGACUUUCCUACCCAGGGAGAAGGUGGGCAUUGUUGGUCGAACGGGUGCUGGGAAGAGCUCCUUGGUGUCAACCCUAUUCCGCCUGGCUGAGCCUCAAGGAAACGUCUACAUUGAUGGAGUGUUGACCUCUGAACUAGGCCUCCAUGACGUGCGUCAGAGGAUGUCUAUCAUUCCCCAGGACCCAGUUCUCUUUACAGGCACCAUGAGAAAGAACCUAGACCCUUUCAACCAGCAUACAGACGAGGAACUGUGGAACUCUCUGCAAGAGGUCCAACUGAAGGGCCUAGUGGAAGAGCUUCCUGGAAAACUGGAAACUGUUCUGGCAGAGUCGGGCUCCAACUUCAGCGUGGGCCAAAGACAGCUGGUGUGUCUGGCCAGAGCGAUCCUGAGGAAGAACCGCAUCCUCAUUAUUGAUGAGGCCACUGCCAACGUGGACCCAAGGACUGACGAGUUGAUCCAGAGAACUAUUCGAGAAAAGUUCAAGGAAUGCACUGUGCUCACCAUCGCUCAUCGUCUCAACACCAUCAUCGACAGCGACCGCAUACUGGUCCUAGAUGCAGGCCGAAUCCAUGCCUAUGACGAGCCGUACACGUUGCUCCAGGAACCUACGUCAAUCUUCUAUAAAAUGGUGCAACAGACUGGUAAGCAGGAAGCGGCGGCCCUGCUGGACGCUGCUAAAAAGGCUUAUGACACCAGAAGUCGACCCAAUAUCGGUAAUGGGCUGAUGGAAGGGGACGGAAAUGUAGUCGUCUUUGAGACGGCUCUGUGAGCUGUUCACUACGUUGCUGUACAAACUAUAUGAUAUGCAUGUAUUUAUUUUGCAUACUUGUUGAUUUUUUCACACAUUAAAUUGUUGCCUUAUUUUCAA
This is a messenger RNA of Doryrhamphus excisus (bluestripe pipefish), 4233 nucleotides long. It is a transcript of the gene abcc4, whose product is annotated as ATP binding cassette subfamily C member 4 (PEL blood group). Gene Ontology annotation, cellular component: plasma membrane. The record is from RefSeq and is a predicted model, not a curated record. Lineage: Eukaryota; Metazoa; Chordata; Actinopteri; Syngnathiformes; Syngnathidae. Gene Ontology annotation, biological process: monoatomic ion transport; transmembrane transport. Gene Ontology annotation, molecular function: ABC-type transporter activity; chloride channel activity; ATP hydrolysis activity.